Adineta ricciae is the source of this 1614-nucleotide messenger RNA. The record is from the annotation of a GenBank genome assembly. Lineage: Eukaryota; Metazoa; Rotifera; Eurotatoria; Adinetida; Adinetidae.
AUGCUUGACCAAACAAAAGUUCCCUCUGAAAAACAAAGUCAAUACGAUCGUCUAAGCAUUGAGGAAAUGCAAGAUUUUCUUGUAGUCUGGCUCGAUUAUUACGUUCACAGCAGCAAUCAAGACUAUCAGAAUGCAAUCACACAACUUCAACAUAUUGUUACUGAUAUUCCCAUAUUUACUGACAAUGAUCAAUGCAUCGAUUUUAUUCUCAACAACAUCCACUCAAAAGUGUGUCUCAUCACGUCAGGAUCAAUUGGACAACUUAUCUUACCAUGUAUACAUGACAUUCCAAACAUUGAUUCCAUCUUCAUCUUCUGUGACAAUCAAAAUCGACAUGAACAAUUGGCAAAAAAAUGGUUAAAGGUGAAAUGUGUCUCCAUAGACAUUAUGACUAUUUGUGAGCAGCUGAAACAAAUCAUUCGUCGGCAUGAGCUCAAUGACAUUCCCAUGAGUUUCGUACAACCUGGCAAAAGACCAGAUCAACUUGAUCCAUCAUUCAUGUACACACAAAUCAUCAAAGAAAUAUUGUUGACCAUUAGAUUCGAACAUAAACACAUCAAAGAAUAUGUGGAUUUCUAUUGUGACAAGUUUGUUGACAAUGACGUUGAUCGAAAGAGAGUGAGGCAACUGGAAGAUGAAUAUGACAAGCACACACCCAUUUGGUGGUACACAACAGAGAGAUUUCUGUAUGGUAUGUUGAAUCAUGCACUGCGAGUGAUGGAUGGUAAAGUGAUGACUUUGAUGGGCUUUUUCAUUAGUGAUCUUCAUCGACAAAUCGAACAACUGCACAAACAACAGUUCAGAGGCAAAACCAGUGUCGAAACGUUCACAGUUUAUCGCGGUCAAAGUUUGUCAAAGAAAGCUUUUGAUGAGCUGGUGGCAUCGAAGGGUGGAUUGAUGUCAUUCAACAACUUCCUGUCAACCAGUACAAAUCGCGACGUCUCUCUCAUCUUCACUCUAGGGAGUGAAAAGAGCGGAGAUGUUGUAAGCGUCCUGUUUGUCAUGACAAUUAAUCCAAAGGAAUCAACGACAGUGUUAGCUUCCGUUCGGGAUAUCAGUCAGUUUGAACAAGAGGAAGAAGUUUUGUUUUCGAUGCACAGCAUCUUUCGCAUCAAUGAUGUAAAGCCAAUGCAAGAAAAUGAGGAAGUGUAUGAGGUGGAGCUGUUGCUGACAAGUGACAAUGAUGAAGAGUUGCGUGUGCUAACUGAGCAAAUUCGAAAAGAGAGUUUUCCAGAUGCCGAAGGAUGGAAGCGAUUGGGUCUGGUGUUCAGUAACAUAGGACAGUUAGAUAUUGCUGAACAAAUCUAUAGAGUUACAGUAAAUGAAAAAUUUGCUGGCUGCCUUCAAGCAGAUACUUACAAUCAACUUGGUACAAUUAAAUAUAAGCAAGGACAACAUGAAGAGGCUAUAAUACUUUAUCACAAAUCUCUUGAAAUUCAACAACAAUCACUUCCAUCCAAUCAUCCUGAUGUGGCAUCAUCCUACAACAACAUCGGUAAUGUGUAUAGAAACAUGGGUGAUUAUUCCAGAGCACUUUCGUCAUAUGAACGAGCUCUCAGUAUUAGACAACAAUCACGUCCAUCCAAUCAUCCUGAUAGCACUUUUGUCAUAUGA